AUGAUUCAGCUGACAGCUACUCCUCCAAGUGCACUUGUUGAUGAGCCAGUACAUAUCCGAGCUACAGGCCUGUGUCCUUCUCAGAUGGUAGUUUUUGUAGCAUCACUGAAAGAUGAAAAGGGAAACAUGUUCCAUUCUCAAGCCUGCUAUCAAGCCAAUGAAGAUGGCGAGGUGGAUCUAGAGCAUGCUGCUGCACUUGGAGGUGACUAUGUUGGAGUCCAUCCCAUGGGUCUCUUCUGGUCCAUGAAAUCUGAGAAGAUAUUAGUUAGACUGAUAAAAAGAGAUGUGAUGAAUAGCCCCUUCCAGGUCCAGUUGAAACUUUAUGACUUAGAUGUCCCAUCAGUCAGACUAAUUGAGUCUACUCCAGUGGCCAGCCUUACUGUGGAGAGGUGGUAUGUGGCACCUGGUGUCACACGGACUGAAGUCCGUGAAGGUCGCAUUCGGGGAACCCUCUUUCUCCCUCCAGGCGACGGCUGUUUCCCAGCAGUCAUUGACUUGUUUGGUGGCAUUGGGGGCCUGCUUGAAUUUCGGUCCAGUCUCUUGGCUAGUCGUGGCUUUGCCUCCCUGGCCUUGGCUUACUUUGACUAUGAGGACCUGCCUACCACCUUAGAAAAACUAGAUUUGGAGUAUUUUGAGGAAGCUGUCAACUUUCUCCUGAGACAUCCAAAGGUCCUUGGCCCAGGCAUUGGGAUUGUUUCCAUUUGCAAAGGAGCAGAGAUUGGACUCUCCAUGGCUAUUCACCUAAAACAAGUGACGGCCACAGUCCUUAUUAAUGGGCCCAACUUUGUUUUCACAAAUUUUCAGGAGUAUCGUGGUCAGAUCAUUCAGCCCUUGCCCUGUACUUCACAUUUACUGUCCAGGAACGCAUUGGGGUUACUAGAGUUCUAUCAGUCUCUGGGGGACCCUCAAGCUGAGGCCAAUAAGCCUUUCCUCCUCCCAGUUGAAAAGGCCCAGGGACACUUGCUCUUCAUCGUGGGAGAGGAAGAUAGGAACCUAAACAGCAAAGUGUUUGCUGAGUGUGCCAUAGAACAACUGAAGAGCAAUGGGAGGAACAACUGGACCCUGCUGUCUUACCCUGGGGCAGGCCACUUGAUCCAGCCUCCGUACUCCCCACUGUGCUAUGGUUCAUGGGUAAGCAACCUUCCAAUUGCCUGGGGAGGAGAGGUGAUCCCUCAUGCAGCUGCACAGGAACACUCUUGGAAGGAGAUCCAGAAGUUUCUAAGGAAGCACCUCAUUCCAGUGCCGACCAGCCACUUCUGA
Orycteropus afer afer is the source of this 1260-nucleotide messenger RNA. RefSeq names its product bile acid-CoA:amino acid N-acyltransferase (gene BAAT). Gene Ontology annotation, molecular function: fatty acyl-CoA hydrolase activity. The record is from RefSeq and is a predicted model, not a curated record. Gene Ontology annotation, biological process: fatty acid metabolic process; acyl-CoA metabolic process. The transcript is spliced from 3 exons. The coding region runs from base 1 to 1260 and encodes 419 amino acids. Lineage: Eukaryota; Metazoa; Chordata; Mammalia; Tubulidentata; Orycteropodidae. Gene Ontology annotation, cellular component: peroxisome.